AUGGUACUUCUAACAUCAAUAGUAGUGCAGUUGGCCAUUGCUGUCAUCGUCUCUGCCCAAGAUAAUGGCCGAUGUGACGGACGCAUGUGUCCAGCAGUUUAUGAUCCAGUAUGUGCGAGUGAUAAAAGAACAUACAGCAACAAAUGUCGCUUCGCAAUUGCAAAGUGUGAGGUCGAAGCUGCCGGCAAAAAAGAAACAUUGACCAUCGUGAAUAAGGGAAAAUGCUCAGAGAAGAACGUUGAGGUUUGCAACGGAGUGUGCCCAGGAAUCUACGCACCCGUAUGUGGUAGCAAUGGAAAAACAUUUGGAAAUGAUUGUGAACUUGAAAUUGCUCAAUGUGAGAAUAUGGAACGCGGAGGACCAGCCCUUACCAAAGUAAACAAUGGCAGAUGUAAGGCACCCGUGGAUACUUGCCGCAAACCAUGCAAUAAGAUGUUGAGACCUGUGUGUGCAAGCGAUGGAAGAACUUUCGGUAACGACUGUAUGCUGAGAAAUGCCGCAUGUAUGGCUAGAAGGAACGGACAAGUUCUGACCAUGGCGAGUGAAGGUAGAUGCGCAGUGAAGAAACCAGAGGAGAAUAUGGCAAAUACGUGCAUGCGAGCCUGCCCAAGAAUCUACAGACCUGUUUGUGGUAGCAAUAGCAGAACAUACUCCAACUCAUGUGAACUGAGCAUAGCUGCAUGCAGAUCAAGACAGGCGGGUGGACAGCAACUGACAGUGAUGAAACAGGGAAGCUGCUAAAAGAC
Owenia fusiformis is the source of this 746-nucleotide messenger RNA. The record is from the annotation of a GenBank genome assembly. Lineage: Eukaryota; Metazoa; Annelida; Polychaeta; Sabellida; Oweniidae.